Messenger RNA from Penicillium argentinense, 963 nucleotides. Its product is annotated as tRNA wybutosine-synthesizing 3 family protein. The coding region runs from base 1 to 963 and encodes 320 amino acids. Gene Ontology annotation, cellular component: cytoplasm. Gene Ontology annotation, biological process: tRNA methylation. The transcript has 3 exons. The record is from RefSeq and is a predicted model, not a curated record. Gene Ontology annotation, molecular function: tRNA methyltransferase activity. Lineage: Eukaryota; Fungi; Ascomycota; Eurotiomycetes; Eurotiales; Aspergillaceae.
AUGAGCAACCACCAACAAAAGUGUAUUCCGGUGCCUUUCCCGGUGCAGUUCACGGCCCGCAAGAACAAGAUCCUGGAAGAGCUUGCCAUUCCAGAUGAAGACUACACUGAUCUCUCGCCCAAGGGCUCCGUCGAUGUCGGGGUGCGCGAUCUCAUCCGUGAUAUCAAUAAGCUGCCUGGCCUGGUCACGACGAGCAGUUGUGCGGGGCGAAUCAGUGUUUUUCUCGAAGGGAGGAAAAAGUCCUCUACUCAAGAAACUGGGUCGCUGGAGCAGAGUCAAGUCCAGAAUCAGGAUCAAGAGGAAGGCGAGCAGAGACGGUUUGCUCCGUCUGGCGGGAAGGGCGCUGGGCGGUGGUUGUAUGUUUCGCAUGAUCCCUUUCAAGAAGAGAAGACAUCUACGGGUAUGAAGUCGUUGCUUGAAGUUUUUGGCAUGGUCCCCGGCGAUGGAAAACCACCAGCGCCAAGUGCUGGGAAGGCGCUUCGACUUGUUCGAUUUCACUUUGAUCCCCUGAUCCUCCACAUAAUGGCGGCCAACUUACCCUGCGCAAGUACAGUUCUGUCCGCCGCAUCGGCCUCUGGAUUCCGCGAGAGCGGACUGCAAAGCUUGCGCUGUCUGGAGGGCGAGAACGCCCCCAGCCCCGUUGUUGCCGUCCGCUCAGCCGGGGGUUCCGACGAGCCUAUUGUGCGCAGUCUUGUCACGGAAGAGUAUCUUGCUCUGCUGAUCGCCAUGUCGAAUGAGCGGUUCAAGGUGAAUGCUGAGCGGAGGGAACGAUUCCGGACGAGCUUGCUGGACGCGUGCCUCUCUAAUGGCAGUAAGGGCAAGCAGGGUGAUUGGGAGGAUCCAGAUUCGAGGAAGGCGAGAAAGCGUGCGGAAGGAUUAGCAAGGCAACGCUUGUUGGAAAGUCAGAAAACUAAUACAGAACCUGCUGGACAGGUCGAUGGACUGGACUUCAAAAUCCAAUGA